Messenger RNA from Solea senegalensis (Senegalese sole), 2418 nucleotides. It is a transcript of the gene hmga1a, whose product is annotated as high mobility group AT-hook 1a. Gene Ontology annotation, biological process: regulation of DNA-templated transcription. The transcript has 5 exons. Bases 146 to 442 code for a protein of 98 amino acids. Gene Ontology annotation, molecular function: DNA binding; transcription coregulator activity. NCBI's taxonomy places the organism in Eukaryota, Metazoa, Chordata, Actinopteri, Pleuronectiformes, Soleidae. Gene Ontology annotation, cellular component: nucleus; chromatin. The record is from RefSeq and is a predicted model, not a curated record.
GGUGCAAGGCUCUUUUUUAACCGGGUACAAACCAGACACUCAGUCCGUCUUUACGGGGACAAUUCCUCACGUUUGAGACUAUACGGUUCUUUAUUUCCGCGUGAUUUUUAAUAAAUAAAAAAAGGUUUGAAAAAGCAAAGCAAACAUGAGCGACAAGGGGACAGGCUCACCUAAGGAGAAGGAGGCUACAGAGAAGAGGGGGCGUGGAAGACCCCGUAAGCAGCCCCAGGUAAAAACCUCUGACGAACCAAGUGGGUCCCCGACUCCAAAGAGGCCCAGAGGACGACCAAAGGGCAGCAAAAACAAGACCGCCAGCAAGGGCAAAAAGGCGUCGGCAGCCCCGUCCGCAGUGGGGAAACGCAGGGGAAGACCUAAGAAGGAGGAGAGGGAAGAAAAAGCAUCCCAGGAAUCAUCUGAGGAGGAAGAGGAAGAGGACCAGUAAUUCACAACGCAUGCUACCUCACUCAACAUACUGACUUACUGUUAACCAGAACUGGGCUGUAUCUCCAACACCAGUGCCACCACAUGACCACUGUUCACGACAAAGCCCCCUUUGUGAAAAAGGAGGGUUAAACACAGUACAUAUAUCAUGCAACAGCACUGGAUAGACUGAUGGACCUUGCUCAAGCAUAGAUCUAAGAAUUACAAGACAGGUAACAGCCCUUUUCUCUACAUGUCAUGUAAUCACAAGUCUUUUAUACUGGACAAAGGUGUGCUCUAAGUAGCCUGGAUAUUUCCAUUUUUCCCCAUAAAGAUGGUUUGUAGGACGUUCUCCUCUGCUUAAUGUUACUUAUUUGUUGUACCCGCAUCUGAGAUGGUAGGGCCUAUAGAUUUUUUUACUGGACAAAGGUUGAAUUUUACCUAUACUUGGUUUCUUUUUUGUCUUUUGUGUGUUCAUGUGAAGUGGUUAACUUUUGCAUCAUGUCAUUGAUGGAGUUGAGCUUCAGCAUUUAGGAUGGAAAUCCACGGUAACUGAUGGUGUUCGUAUGUCUAAUCUGCAUGAAGGCGUUCACCGCGUCACACCAGUAGAGCAGAAUUGUCUUUACCACCCUCUUCCUGUAGGACAAGUAAGAUUUAGUUAUGCUCCUCAAAACAUCCUUCUCAGUCCUUUUGUGUAGUGGGGAAAUGUUCAAGUGUAUCAUUAGUCAUCAGUAUUGUUGGAUCAGACUUUACUGUGUUCUUCUGGGUUACAUACCAUUUAAAAGAAACAAAUGGUCUCCCAUUUGUGUGCUGCUUCAUUUUAUAAUAAAACUCAUAUCUCUUUUGGUAUAGUGUGUGUUUUUAGAGAUAGGGUUGGCAGAGUUCUAGGCUGAGAGCAUCGGUGUUUUCUUCAGGGAGCUUUUACAAAUGCUGUUACAUUAGUGUCUUUGUCUUCUCAUGGUCCCCAGUUUCCAGUCACUCAUAAAGGCAAACUGCGACAGGUCAAACACAGAGUUUGAUUGUAAUGCCGGACAGUCGGUGGCACUGCUGUCCCAACAGGGCUGUGCGUUUUUCAUUCCAUCUCGCUCUCACUACUUCACCUCGUUUGGUCCCUCUGUCAUUUAUUAGUGCGGUAAUAUGCUUCUUAGUCUUUCUCAAACAUGUGUGUUGUGUGUCUGCUACAGUGUAUUUCUAAGUGUCAGGGAACCCACGGUCACAGUCCACUUAACUGGGUUUUUCCACACACCUAAAGCUGCUACAACCUCAGUUACAAAAACCCGGAAAACUGCAAACAGGCGAGACAAGGCCUAGGAUUUCAUACCUCACUCAACAGCUUACUUUACCAUAUAAUUGCAUUUAACUGGUUUUCUCUUGUAAAGUGUAACCUCUGGCAUGAGAUGGAAAGAUGUUGUAAUUACAAGUGUGUUUGUGUGUGUGUGCGCAACUUCCUGACUGUAAUAACUUGGAUGUCAAGUUUGUGAUAGUGUGCACCUGCAAAUGCGUCUUGGCUCGUGCAGACAGUUUAUUUGUUUUUCUAUUUUUUUUUUUUGUUUAAUGUGUGAAGCAAGUCAGGGAGACCUGUCAGCUUGACAACUGUGUUCGCUGACUGUGGUAGAUUAGCAGGUGUUUUUAUCUUUUUUUUAAAAAAAAAUUAUUCUGGUGCACUGAAAUGUUGGUUCUCAUUUUACACGGACAAAUGUUUGAGACUGGGCGCUCUUUCCAAUUAACUGUUAUGUUGGACAUUGUGUGUUUGGCUCUUCCACACACACACACACAGCCACCUUCACCAUACUCGUGCAACAGUCACUUUUUUUUUUUCUCCUCCGACUACUCUUGACAAUAUCGGUGUCAUUCUACAUCCGCACAUCAUGCAUCUGUUCAUUUAUAUACUGUCAACUCAAUAGGAUGGGAUCACAUAAAUGUACAAUGUCUAUAUUUCUAUGGUGCCCAACAACAAUUUGUAUCUGAAAUGGUCAAUAAAGAGAAUUUUCUUUGUCA